UGUAUUUGACCUGUGUGACAGAGUGACAACUUUAAUAUCUUGAACUUUCGGAAUCUUGAACUUUUGGAACAACAACAUUAGUGGUAUCUUCGUGGACCUCUAUUUGACCUGUGUGGCAAAGUCUCUUUCGGAUCUCUAUUUGACCUGUGUGGCAGAGUGACAACUUUAAUAUCUUGAACUUUCGGAAUCUUGAACUUUUGGAACAACAACCUUAGUGGAUACCACAAUUGCUGCCGACCUAAAAGAGACCAACAAAAAGCGGAAAAAGCUGAUGGAAGACAAAAAGAAGGAAGAGAAUAAACUGGCUGAGUUAAAGGCGUUGCCAGAAAAAAAUGCAAAAGAAAUUGCAGAAUUGCAAGCUCUAGCAACACGCUUGGAAGCUGACCGAGUGAAAGAAGAGGCACAGAGGGACAAAAUCUUGGCCUCUUUACGAACUGACACAAAGAGCCUUCAGGAUGAUAAAGAUAAGCUCCAAGCCAAGCAAAUUGAUUUGGAGAAGACGGCUGAUGAUGCCAAAGCAAAGUGUGAUUUAGCACAGUCAGAGUAUGACAUUUAUUUAAGUACAGAAAGGAAGGAAAAAGCUAAGAUGGAGCAGUUGACUGCCAGUUUGGAGACAACAGAGGCAUCUUUGAAAGAAAAACAAAGGCAAAUCAAUGAGAUUAAAGGAACUUUGCCCAAAGACGAGGAGACUCUGAAAACAGCUGAGUCUCAGCUUUCAGAGUUACGGCCACAAGAAACAAGUGUCCAAGCAGAGUUGAGAACCAAAAGGAAUGAAGUUGAUGAAAAACGUUCAACGAUGCAAGCAAACAGAUCUCGCAACCGAGUCCUUGAUUUUAUUCUCCAGUUGAAAGCAGAAGGUCGUGUCUCAGGAAUUUUCGGCCGAUUGGGUGAUCUAGGUGCGAUUGAUGAAAAAUAUGAUGUUGCGGUUUCGAAGGCCUGUGGAGCUCUGGACAAUAUUAUUGUUGAUACAAUCGAAAAUGUCAAUCACUGUAUCCAAGCACUGAAGCAGCAAAAUGUAGGGCGAGCUACUUUCAUUGCCUUGGAAAAAAUGGAACAUCUUCGUCCAAAAACCAAACAAAAAAUCAAAACUCCUGAAAAUGUGCCAAGACUCUUUGAUCUCAUGAAAAUUCCUGAUGAACGAAUGAAAACUGCUUUUUACUUUGGAGUUGGAGAAACACUGGUCGCAAAUAAUCUAGAUCAAGCUUCAAGGAUUGCAUACGAAAGUGGUGUAAGGCACCGAGUUGUCACACUCAAAGGAGAAAUUAUUGAACCUACAGGUACCAUGUCUGGAGGAGGCAACUAUGUGAUGAAAGGUCGUAUGGGAAGUUCAGUUAAAGACCUGGAAGUAAGUUCACCCGGAGAAAUGAAGAAACUGGAGUCAGUUGUUGAGAAACUGGAACAAAAGUUCCAGACCAUACGACAGCAAUUGCAUGCCUUGGAGGAAACGCAGUCAUACUUGUCCCCAAGAAUCAAAGCCAAUAAAACAAAUCUCAACAAAUACAAUAUGGAGUACGAGAUGCUGUCCAAACAAAUUCCCCUGCUUAAAGAACAAAUCAGCAAACAGAAAGAUGUUACAGAAGAAGUAAAAGCAGAUCCAAAACAAGUGAAGCAGUUGGAGUUUGUCGUUCAGAAAGCAAAAAAAGAAUUUGAAAAAGCGAAUGAAGCUGCCAAAGAAAUUGAAAACGAGGUGAAAGAAGUACACUCAAAAAUCAUGGAGCUAACUGAAGGCAAGAUGAAAACUGCAAACAAAAAACUAGAUGAAGUAGUGAAGAAAUUAGACAAAACGAAUUCACAUGUCAACCAGCUAAGUGUUGGAAUCAAAACUGCUGAAAGGAAUGCGAAGAAAGCUGAAGACCGUAUUGACAAUUUAACUCAUGAGAUCGAAGAAGCGCAAAAUGCCAUGUUGAAAAUGAGUGAAGAGAAAAAGAAAAUGGAAGCAGAAGUAACACAACUAUUAGAAGAAACUGAAGCCAUAUCGAGGAAUAUUGUGGAGAAGGAAGACGAAGUCAAAGAGGCACAGAAAGGCCUUGCUAGUGUAUCCAAAAAUUCGAAUGAGCUCAAAGCAGCCAAACUCAAAGAAGAUCAGAAGGUUGAAACUGUCAAUGCAAAAAUCAAAGCUGUCAGAGACAAGAUUCCUCACUUGCAAAACAAUUUGAAAAAUUGUCACUACACGAAUUUCCAGAAAUUCAGCCUGUGUGGCAUUUAAAAAUUCAAAAUCAAGGAGGCGAUAAUCAUAUCAGACCCAAAAGUGUAUUUAUUAUUAGAAUCAUAUCAGACCCAAAAAGUCACCUAAAAUAAUUUUUAGAGAUGAUUUUGAAUUUUAUUCUGCAAGUGUAAAUAAUUAUGAAGUUCCAGAAUCAUUUGAAGAAGCUAUUAAGUGUAAAGAUAAGAAAUUAUGGAUAGAUGCUAUGAAUGAAGAGUUUGAAAGUAUGAAAGAAAACGGUGAUUGGGACUUAGUGGAUCCUCCAGAAUUCACUAAAGAUACUAAAUGGGUAAAAGAUACUAAAUGGGUAUACAGAAUCAAAUCAGAUGGAAAAUAUCGUGCUCGCUAGUAGCUAGGGGUUUUCAAAAAGUGUGUAAGUAAGCAAUUUAUGGAUUACGAGAAAGUUUGCGUUGGUAAUGAAACCUUAUUUUUAUUUGUUCAUGAUAUGGCAAUAGUUUUGAAUUUCCAGGUAAAUGGAAGAAUAUUUAAAAGUGAAUUGAAGAAUGUUUUCUAUGUGCCUGAGCUAAAGAAAAACUUACUUAGUGAAACAAAAUUUUUUUUUAGAUGAUCAGUAUGAAUUUAUAAUUCAAAAUCAAAGUGCAAUGAUGCAAAAUAAUCAUGGCGAAUUCGUAGGUAAAAAAUUUAUUUGUUUUAAACGCUAAAUUCAGUAGAAAAGUGGCAUAGAAAACUAGGACAUAUAAAUUUCCGUGAUUUACAUGUGUUAAGAUUCAAAAAUUUGCUUUUAAAUUUGCCAAUUCCUUUGUUAAACACACUGAUGUAAAUGGGCCCAGUAAUCCUGUGGGAUCAAGAAUUUACAAGUCUCAUGGAAAUUCAAUCAGGCAUAAACUUGCAAAACUGAAAUGUGAUAAUGGCACAGAGUAAAAUAAUUUUUUGGUAAACUGGUAAAGAAAUUUUUUAUUCGUAUAUUGCUGUAUCAUUAUCUCUUAGUGAUAUUCUCUUUUUUAAGUAAAUUUGUAAAGGUGCUUCACAAAUUUAAGGAGGCGUGUUGGAAUAUCACCGUAUCAGCAUUAUCAACAAGUGAAUCGGUCUCACUCUCAUUAACCUUAAUUACUUGAUCGACAAGAUAACAGAAAACUCUCUAUUGAACCACUUGUUGUAAUUCCUGUGUGGAUGAAAGUUGAUUAAAUGAGUCACUAUGAAAA
This is a messenger RNA of Bemisia tabaci, 3366 nucleotides long. Lineage: Eukaryota; Metazoa; Arthropoda; Insecta; Hemiptera; Aleyrodidae. The record is from RefSeq and is a predicted model, not a curated record.